ACGGUUUUGACGAAAAAAUUUGUUUUUUCAAUUUUGGCAGGAAAACUUGAUUUCUCGGUUUUGACGGGAAAACUCGAUUUUCCAAUUUUGGCGGAAAAACUCGAUUUCCCGAUUUUGGCGGGAAAUUUCGAUUAUCUAAUUUUGGCAGGAAAACUCGAUUUUCCAAUUUUGGCGAUUUCCCAGUUUUGGCGGGAAAACUCAAUUUUUUCGUUUUUGGCAGGAAAACUUGAUUUUCCAAUUUUAGCAAGAAACUUCGAUCUUUUGCAAUUUUGAUGAAAAGCUCAUUUUUAAAAUUUUGAUAUAAUUUUCUUUUUUUGCAAUUUUAGUGAAUAACUCAAUAUUAAGGAUUUGAGAAUCAAUAUUACGGAUUUGUGAGAAAAAUUCUCCAAAAAUUUAUCUAAUAGGGUCAAUCCUGUCAAAACCGUUUACUAAAUCUAACAACCUAUAUAACAACCCUACAGGCACUUGAAUACUCUGAACAGACUGCAUAAGCCAAAGACUUUGUUGACAAGCGCAAAAGUGAGUUUGGAGCAAAGAUGGCAGACGAUUUAAAUACUGUCCACAUACUCCAGGGUGCUUACCAACGUGCAUUGGAAUUCAUCAACGCUUCCAUCGGCGAGCUCAAGAAAAUGCUGAGUUAUGCAGAGAGGAUGUCACUGUUUGUGUCACUCUUUGAGAUUGAGAAAGCAGCCAGGGAAGUUCUUGAUGUGCUUGGUUUACUCAAUGACCUGAGCUGUGCCGAGAUUUUGAAAGAGAUGAAGCAAAAAGCACUAACAAGAGCAGGAUUGAGCGAAGAGGACUUUUCACAGAAGAUGGAAGAAAGGACAAUGGCGCGGAAGAACAAAGAUUUUUAGAAAAGUGAUCAGAUUAGAGCAGAGCUGGAAAUUAAAGGAAUAAAAUUAAUGGAUAUUGGCAAUGAAACUGUGUGGAGGCCAUGCUUAACUUCUCAGGCUAAUUCCAGGGACUACGCAAAAGAACAUAAAGAGAAAGAUAAGUCAAACACUUUAUUCUCAUUCUUAUUUUUAGGCUUUGUUUAAGACUGUUUUUUAUUACUCUGUUUUAGUAUUUUGCCAAUGAUUCCUAAUAGACACUUGUUGCUUUAAAAAAAACACAUAAUCUAUCAAACCUAAGCUGAGCUCAACAUUGCUCUUAGAAUAUUGUUAUCAUAAAGCAGACAGAAAAAAUCAUAUUGUUCAUUAUCUCUUUAGUACUUGUCUCAUGUCAGGUUGUACUUCCAGUUUUUAAAGUGACAAUUGGUAUAUGUAUAACUCAAUACGUAUGUUGAGUUUUGGUCCUUUGGACUAGUAAACCAUUACUCCCUCUUUUUCAAAAAGACAUAUGUUCUAAAAUUUUAUGCAUUUGAAGAAAACAUAUGAAACUUUGAUUAUCAAUGCAUUAUUUUGUAAUUAGUUAUUUUCCAUAACUUUUAACCAAAAAAAAAUUAAUAACCACAAUUAUAUUUUGGAAGUUCGCAAUUUCUCAUUAAUUAAUAAAUCAAAAAUAUAAAAAAUGUAAUUUUUGAAACAAUUUUUUUCUUUUAAAACAAGAUCUUUUCUGAAAGGAGGGAGUAUAAUUUUUAAGCUGAUAUUGACUGACGAUCCGAUGAGGAAAUUGACUAAACCAAGUCAACAACCCAAAGCGUGUUCCACUGACUUGUGUCCCAACUUUCUUCAAUAUCUUGAACCAGUCUUUGUUUCUCAUCGCCACUUUGCCGUGAGUCAUGGUUUCAAAGACAGUUUCCUCAAAGACUUAAUGGACCUCCAACCAAAACGUCGACCUCAUAAAGCUUCACCACUUUCAAUAAAAUCAUCGAUCUUUCAGGUCUUAACAGCUUUACUCCUCACAAUCUUCGUCUUGAUGUGAUAAUCUUUCGUGUUCCUUUCUUCCCACGCAACAAAGUCUAAGUUUCUAGGGUUUCACCAAAAUUUGUCAACGACAUGGACGAAGAAUCUGCUUCUAAUGGCUCCAUCUUCAGAAACUUUGAAGGAGAAGAGAUGAUGGGAAAAGUAAUCCUUUUUGCAAUCGUAUCCCUCUUUACAGCGAUUCUCUUCCUCCUCUUGCUUCAUCUCUACGCUAGGCUCUUCUGGUGGCGCGUAGAGCACCAUCUCAACCUAAACCUAACCCAACCCGACACUCCUGGCUCCACAGUCAUCGGCCGCAACAACCAACGACGUCGUUUCGUCUUCGCUCAAGGCCAAGAAGUUCCUCCUCGCAACGCCGGUCUCGACUCUACAACCCUCCAGUCCAUCCCGAUCCUUGUUUUCAAGUCUUGUGACUUCAAAGACGGGCUAGAAUGCGCUGUUUGUCUCUCUCAUCUCGUUGAUGGGGACAAAGCUAGGGUUUUGCCAGGGUGUAACCAUGGGUUCCAUGUUGAUUGCAUCGACAUGUGGUUUCAGUCUCAUUCCACUUGUCCUCUCUGUAGAAACACCGUUGGUUCUGUGGAAGAGACAAGACAUGGAGGGAAUGAGGGUUUGUUGUCUCAAAAUCAAAACUUUGGAUCUGGGCAUUCAUCUCAAGAUCAGAGCUCUGUUCUUGGGUUUCCGACAGAACCUCAGAAUUUUCCGACAAAUGUACUAGUUUGGGGAGAUCACAAUCAAGUUAGAAGUACAGGUCUCGUAGUUACUGAAGAUCUUGGUUCUAGUGAUCAUCAACAUGAAUCUACUAGUAGUACUAAUAGCUGUAACAGAGCGCAGGAAGUAAGGGAAGUUGUGGUGGAUAUUCCAGUGAGUUCAAGUGAGAUAUCAUCGGCCGAGAUAAUCCAAGAAGAAGAAGAACCGAAGUCACCGAUGUUCACAAGGUUGAGAUCACUUAAGAAGUUGUUGAGUAGAGAGAAGAAAGGUGUUGUUUGCAUUAAUGGUUCAAGCGGUACCAAUAACAGCAAUCUUUGAAAUAAUAGCUAAUCUUGAAUCCAUUCAACAAUUUAUGUUUUGGUAUGUUUUACGAGAAGUGUGACAUGUAUAGUGUGAUUCAAAUCAACAUUACUAGAGAUGAUUUAUUAAACUAUGGUUGAUAUACAUACAGUAGAGUCAAAUUCUUGCAAUGGUUUCUGUACUUUUACAUUUAUCAUUACUUGGGAAAAUAACAUUAUAUUAAAGGGUGACAAACCAUAUAAUAUAAUGGAACAUGAACAAACUAAAGAGUAAUUUGAGCAACAUAAAGCCUAAGAAACAAAAACACAAGUGUCGAGUUUAUGAAGCAGUUGACAUUUGCAUAGGUGUCACAUUCUCUACAUAAUCCAUAAGAAUGUGAACUUAAGGUUGCUCUUUAAAUGCUUUAACUCCUCGAAUUUGACUCUUCUGAUAGUGUACCUGUUCAAGUCUCGAUUUUCACCUGUUCCAGAAAGUCCAAUCCAUUUAUGUUUCUAGACCAUUGAUGACUAAAUAUUUAUGUGGUGUCUUGCAUUGUGAGAAUGCUAUGCGAUCCUCCAAGGCUUGCAUAUAGUUCAUGAUGAAGAAAGCCAGAGAUUUUUUCGUUGGUGAAUGUUGCAUUGUAUUCAGUUAUCAGGAUAUAGAUACAGUCACAUAGUUGAAUAUCUAAACUAAUGAUCUUGUUAAGGAUUCUUGUACAAAAUUCUUUACAAACAUGUUUAGUCUUGUAUACACAUUCUUUACCAAUUUAGUAUCUUCAAUCUAUAUAUAUACUAGGGUUAAACCCAGCUGUGAGUAAGUGAAAAAGCAAGGUUCAAAAGAAAAAG
Molecule: messenger RNA, 3694 nt
Organism: Brassica rapa (field mustard)
Lineage: Eukaryota; Viridiplantae; Streptophyta; Magnoliopsida; Brassicales; Brassicaceae
Product: RING-H2 finger protein ATL60
Biological process (GO): protein ubiquitination
Molecular function (GO): transferase activity
Source: RefSeq, a predicted model, not a curated record